AUGAAGGAUCUGCUGGAGGUCAAGACUUUCUUGGGAAUGACCAUCAAGCGAGAUUUCAGCAAGAGCAUCAUCGAGAUUUCGCAGUACACCGCUUACACCAACGUUCGGUGGACGAAGCUGGACGAUGGUGAGGUUAUCACCGAGCAGCUCUUCAAGGAAUUGAUCGGUUGCCUCCAAUAUCUGGCGACAUCUUCGAGGCCAGAUAUCUGUUCAGCGGUUAGCGCACUGAGCAAAUACCAGACCAGCCCGGCGGAUAGGCACUGGCAAGACCUGAAGCGUGUUCUUCGAUACCUUCGAGGUACGACCGAUAUGGCGUUGGUCGUUCGCAGAAACGCGAAACCGGAAAUACUCAGCGGAUAUGCAGACGCAGAUUUCGCUAAUGAUUCCGAUGAUCGAAGAUCUGUAUCGGGCUAUGCCUACCACAACUGGACGUCGUCCGUCGAAGUGUAA
Messenger RNA from Uranotaenia lowii, 450 nucleotides. RefSeq lists its product as uncharacterized. Lineage: Eukaryota; Metazoa; Arthropoda; Insecta; Diptera; Culicidae. Bases 1 to 450 code for a protein of 149 amino acids. The transcript has 3 exons. The record is from RefSeq and is a predicted model, not a curated record.